This is a messenger RNA of Cladophialophora psammophila CBS 110553, 2940 nucleotides long. RefSeq lists its product as uncharacterized. Gene Ontology annotation, biological process: arachidonate metabolic process. Gene Ontology annotation, cellular component: membrane. The record is from RefSeq and is a predicted model, not a curated record. Lineage: Eukaryota; Fungi; Ascomycota; Eurotiomycetes; Chaetothyriales; Herpotrichiellaceae. The transcript is spliced from 6 exons. Bases 1 to 2940 code for a protein of 979 amino acids.
AUGAAGCCCUGUGACCAUAGCGGUUGGCUCGGCCUUUAUGUUCAAGGGAAGGAAGUCGUCCUUCUAGAAUCGGACAGGCUCCGCACACUCACCAAACAUAUCCAAUACCCCGACAUCCAAAAACCUAGUUUCUUUGUGCUAAUCGGUAACGCAGCAAAGUCACUCGCCCUCCGGGAGCUCUUUGGCAUCAAGAGAACGCGAAGGUCCAGAAGCAAGCAAACUGCCGGUGGAAUCCAUCUCCAUCUCGAUCCCGCCACAAUUUUUACCGAGAGACCAAUCUUCCUAGUCGACGCCGAUAUCGACCCUUCCCGCACAAAGGUCAAGUUUACUAUAGGAGACAAGUGCCAUGAGACAACAAGACAUACAAUCAAAUGGGUGACGAGUCUGCCAAGCCCAUCCCUAAGUGAUAUUGCUGUCAGCAUCCACACUCGUCUGCUUUUCCCCUUUAUUGACAUCUUCUGCUUCUUCUCUACUGAUCUGGGUGGCUUUCGACAAAUUGCUGUCCAUAUAGCUGCAUGGCUGGAGAAAGGUAUCUCAUCGACUCUGCUCAAGCCUGCAUAUCCAAGAGUGAUAAUCGUUAGCGACAAAAUACCUCCAAGAACCGGGAGCGAAAGUGAGGCCCGAAAAGCUUUUUUGUGGAUGCUCAGUGAGGAAACGACUAAGGACCCGUUUGAACAAUUUUCGGAUAUUAGUGUGGUUGCGCUUUUCCCUGCCGGUACGAUGUCUAUCAACGCGCGCCACAGGCCCCUAAAGGAGCGUCUUAUGAGCGCAUCAGAUCAAUUGCGAGCGAUUAGGGAAGAAACGCGAUAUCUAUUCUCCGCAACUCACUCUUGUGCUCUUUUUAGGCAUGCGUGUACACACUUUGCGGAAACGAUGGAACGACCCUUAAAUCUUAUAAAAGCAUCAAGGGCAUACAACCCAGUCGCUUCAGACCUAGGAGAACACCUAUCAACCUUCCUCAAACACAUUAGAAAGCCCAUCGACCUAAUGGAGUUCGGAGCUCCAAUGAUUGCUUCCAGCUUCCUUCUCGACAGCUAUCCUCCUGGCGCACACAUGUUUGACCCAGUAAGUGUUUUCAGAGAAUUAUAUAGGAACACCCUCUGUCGGUUGAGCGAGUCUAGAGUGAUGGCCUUCGAAGAGUCCAGCGACGUGAUUCUACGGAGCGGUUUCAUUAAUUCAGUCGAAAGGCAUCUUCUCGGAUACUUCCAGCAAUCUAGCCGGCGAGGUGGGAAAUCCUCUGCAGAGAUACACACAGAGAACCUCGAGCGUUUUCGGGACCGCUGGCGGAAUAUCCGAAGUGAUAGUACCUGCUUCACCUGUUUACGCCGCAGACCACAGUAUAACCAGUAUUGCGGCCACUGUGUAUGUCAGACCUGUGUGAUAAAUUUUGGCGACCAGAGCACAGACGAUCCCUGGGACUUUGAGGUACGCCAAUGCUUUUUAUGCAGGAUGAUGGCGCACGAAGCGAUGACCGUGAAAGUGCACCCUCCAACUGCUGGAGCGAGCGUUCUGUGCAUCGACGGAGGAGGAAUACGUGGCAUCAUGCCGCUCGAGUUCAUGAAGCGGAUACGAGACCGGAUCGGUUUGCCCAUUCCCUUUCAGCAGUUCUUCAAGCUCGCUUUUGGAGUGAGUUCAGGGGGUCUGAUCGUCCUGGCCAUGUUUCACAACGGGUGGUCCAUUGAAAAAUCGUCCGACGCAUUCGAAAGGUUGGCAAAGCUGGCCUUUAGGCGCCGGAAAGGUUUAGGGAUCCCCUUUCUUUCCCGUUUACGAGAGCUCUUGGUGUCAUAUUUCACUGACGGCCUUUAUGCGGCCAAAAAUAUUGAAGCAGCUUUAAAAGAGGCAUUUGGUACAGAGGAAAGUAUUCUCGACUACUCGCAUGCAACUUCAACAGGAACGAGGAUCGGUUUGCCCGUUGCGACAGUUCACGAGAAGCCAUCCUGCCGUAUAUUCACCAACUACAACGGCGUUGGAGCACGGGAGCAAAAUCCAGGUCAAGUUAUUAAACCGAAAGACGGUUUUGGAAGAGUGCCAGUUUGGGAGAUCGCACGGUCUGCAUCUGCAGCGCCUGGCUUCUUCCCGCCGAAAGAAAUUCAUGAAGUGGGCACAUUUCAGGAUGCUGGCCCACUAGAGAAUGAUCCACUCAUUUCCGCUCUUUCUGAGGCAACCUCAAUGUUCCCGCUAACUGAAGAACCAGAUUUUGUCCUUUCUCUAGGCACUGGUGCACCGAAGGAUGAUAGUAAUACGUCCCCAACUCGCACACGCCGUACGUGGAAGCAGAAAGCUUUACCAAGGCUGUGCCGUUUGUUUUGGGAGAAAAUGCGGGACAAGAACAUCAGACAGGCUUUCCGGUCUAACCCCAGGUAUCACCGUCUCGAUGUCGGAUUCGACCAAGGAGAGCCCAGGCUGGAUGAUGCGACGACGAUGUCCGAGCUAAAGUCAAAGGUUCAGGCUGAGGAAUCGCUGUCAGAAGCGAUCGAUAACAUCGCCAGCUGCAUGCUUACAUCCCUGUUUUACUUCGAAUUGGAAUCAAUCCCAGAGAAAAUCGACGGUAGGUUUGUGGCCAUUGGCCAUAUCCAAUGCUCCUUGCGCCGUAACCAUCUAGCAUUUUCUCUUCUGCUCGGUCGGUUGUCAGAUUGCUCCGCCAUGUUUUACCUGGACGACUGCCCAAUUCCCGGCAGGUUCGGGGACAGUUCCUUCCUUGACGGAGACGGCAACUUUCGAAAGCGGAUAGAGCUGAGUGUCUCGGAUAAAUUCGCCAUAUGUCUCAAGCAAGGCCACUCAGAGCCAUGCAACAUUAGCGGUUCGCCAUACUCACUACAAAAGCUAAUAUUGGCACAAAGCCUGGACGCUUCUUUGGGCACGGCCAACCACCGAAAGAGGAAGAGGACAGAAGAACUUGGGCAGCGUGCGGGAAAGAGGCAGCGUCUAGGGAGCCAGUAA